Messenger RNA from Ectocarpus sp. CCAP 1310/34, 1128 nucleotides. Lineage: Eukaryota; Phaeophyceae; Ectocarpales; Ectocarpaceae. The record is from the annotation of a GenBank genome assembly.
GCCGCUGUUCUUCCAGGAGCCGGAUGGCACGUGGGCCAUGCAUGUCGACGAAUGCGCGAAGCUUGUGGCGACCAUGUUCUUCUACAAGGAUGAAGCGGCGUUUGGCACUGCUCAUUUGACUCCAGCCCAGCUGGUGGAAAGCGUUGACGGCGACGUCGAGGGCUACGUGAACGUGAUCCGCUACGCCAUCCUCCAACUCCCCAAGAAGAAGACGACAGCCACCCGUCCAUUUUUUUUUUUCUUGCGCAAGCAGGCAGAACAAGGUAACGCCAUUUCCAGUACUGGCAGCAUGGCCUGAGGGAGACCAUGCCGGCGACAGAGUUUGCCGGCAAAGGAUGGAGCGUCGACCCACGAGGAAAGGGGAGCGACGGCGACGAACUCACAAAGGAGAACUGGGUGCUUGACCUGUCCGCGUAUGCUUACAUCGCCCCUGACCGAAAGACAGUCACGCUUGCGUGUGGUUUCAAUCCGGACACAACCCUGUGCAACAGGUGCAGGUGCAAGAACAAGAAGUGCUCGCUCGUUUGCGGCUGCAGAAAUCGUUGCACCCUACGGCGGGCGGCGGCGGCACCCGUGCGUGCAGGGGGGAGGUCUGCGUCACGGCCUACGGUGGGUGCUUGUCAAACUAGGCGGGUAGAGGGUACCUCCCGACCCCAACCACCCAUCGCGAGUCGACCACAGCCAUCCUACAGUGUUGCCAAUGCCAUGGCACUCUUUGCCGCCUCUAUGAGGCAGCAGGAAUCGCAUGGAGCGGAACAGAACGAUGUGGAGGCGGGAUCCCCCGAGUCGCCUGCGAGCAAGGACGUUUCCGCCGGCGAGGCCGCGGAAUCUAAGAGCGCAGAGUUAGAGGACCCCGAGUCGGACGAGAAGUGCGACGGUUCGGUCGGUGCACUCGACGAUUUGAUCCAGUUGGAUUCGAGCGAAUCUGGCUCCAGCGAUGGGGGACCUGACGGGGUGAGCGAGAAGAGCGUCGACUCCAACUGGAGUGACGGAGAAACAGAUGAUAAUGGUGUUGCGGAUCUCGUCAUCGACGCCUGGAACUGAGAUCUGGCUACUUCUUCAGGCAGGUCCGUCCGUGCUUUACUUCCGUUGGAUGCAUCCGUCCACGAAAUACGACGACCCCGAGAU